Molecule: messenger RNA, 727 nt
Organism: Paramecium pentaurelia
Lineage: Eukaryota; Ciliophora; Oligohymenophorea; Peniculida; Parameciidae
Source: the annotation of a GenBank genome assembly
AUGCAAGAUCAAGAACUUUUAGUAGUCAAAAAUAGUAAUUUAAUUUUAUUAUUUAAGAGAUUAGCUUACAACAGGCAUAUCAUGAAAAACUACUUAUGAAAAUUUUUGAGGAACUUGUAGAGCUUGGAUACCCUACUGUUGUUGUUGUUCAUAUCCUUAUUAGGAAAUAAGCUUAGGAUAUGUUAGAUUAUUACAAGAAUUUGAACUUUUUGAUAUACAAUUGCCACUUUGUAAGCAUUUUGUUAAUCAGUAUCAAUUAACGUAAAUGUUCUGGUAAAUAAUAAUGGUUGAAAUGAAAACAUAGUAAACAUGAAUUAUUAAUUUAAAUAAUGGAUAAGACAAUAAAUCUGUCAUUCUAACAAAAGAUAAUAUUACUUCAGUGAUUGACACAGUUUUAUAUUAUAGAAUAGUUGAUCCAAUCAAAUGCAUUUAUUAAUUAAAUAAUCUUGUAGGAGCUAUGCUUAAAGUUACUUAAUCAGUCAUGCGUACAGAAUGAGGAGAACUCACUCUAUAAGAGUUAUUAAUAGAUAGUAUUAGACUAUUGUGAAAGAGGAUAUAUUUAUAAUUAAUAACAAUAGGUGUCUACAUAGAGAAAUUGUUUAUUAAAGAUAAAAUAUUAAGUGAUGAUAUAAGAUAAACAUUGGCAUUGACAGGAACAACUAAAAAGAUGACUGUGGCUAAGAUCAUUUCUGCUUAAGCUGAUGUAGAAGCUGCAAAGAUCUAAUGA